Molecule: messenger RNA, 2643 nt
Organism: Rangifer tarandus platyrhynchus (Svalbard reindeer)
Lineage: Eukaryota; Metazoa; Chordata; Mammalia; Artiodactyla; Cervidae
Source: the annotation of a GenBank genome assembly
AUGGAGCCUACAUUGGGCGGUGAGAUGAAGAGUGGAGCUGGAGCGGCAACCGGAGAGUGCAUGAAUAGGAUCCCGGUGCCAAGACCUCCCUCCAUUGAGGAGUUCACCAUAGUGAAGCCUAUUAGCCGCGGCGCCUUUGGGAAGGUGUAUCUGGGGCAGAAAGGGAACAGGUUGUAUGCGGUGAAGGUUGUCAAAAAGGCAGACAUGAUCAACAAAAAUAUGACUCAUCAAGUACAAGCUGAGAGGGACGCACUGGCCCUAAGCAAAAGUCCUUUCAUUGUCCAUUUGUACUAUUCCCUGCAGUCAGCAAACAAUGUCUACUUGGUAAUGGAAUAUCUCAUUGGUGGAGAUGUCAAGUCCCUUCUACAUAUCUAUGGCUAUUUUGAUGAAGAGAUGGCCGUGAAAUAUAUAUCUGAAGUUGCAUUGGCUCUAGACUACCUUCAUAGACAUGGAAUCAUUCACAGGGAUUUGAAGCCAGACAAUAUGCUUAUUUCUAAUGAAGGUCAUAUUAAACUAACAGAUUUUGGCCUUUCCAAAGUUACUUUAAAUAGAGAUAUCAACAUGAUGGAUAUUCUUACAACACCAUCCAUGGUGAAACCUAGACAGGAUUAUUCAAGAACCCCAGGACAAGUAUUAUCUCUCAUCAGCUCUUUGGGAUUUCAGACACCAGUUGUAGAAGAAAAUCGUGACUCUGCAAGUGUUCUUUCGACUCAUGUAUCUGAAACAUCACCACUUUCUCAAGGACUAACUUGUCCUAUGUCCAUAGAUCAAAAGGACAUUACUCCUUAUUCUAGCAAGCUACUAAAAUCAUGUCCCGAAAUGGUUGCCUCCCACCCCCGGAUGCCCGUGAAGUGUCUAACUUCCCACCUCCUCCAGUCUAGGAAGAGGCUGGCAACAUCCAGCACCAGCAGUCCGUCCCAUACCUUCAUAUCCAGCGUGGAAUCCGAGUGCCACAGCAGUCCCAGAUGGGAAAAGGAUUGCCAGGAAAGUGACGAUGCAGCAGGCUCCACAAUGAUGAGUUGGAAUACAGUUGAAAAGCCUUUAUGCACAAAAUCUGUAGAUGCCAUGGAGACCAAAAGUUUCAGUGAAAGGGAUCUUGAGUUAGCUCUUUCUCCCAUUCGUGGCAGCAGCGUCGUUCCUGCCACUGGAGACUCUUACGUUAACCAUGCUAAAAAAUGUUCUUCAGGGGAAGUUUCUUGGGAAGCAAGACAACUAGAUGUAAAUAGUAUCAACGUGACUGCUGACACAAGCCAGUCUGGUCUCCAUGAAUCAAAACAGUGGGAUGUGGAUUCUGGUGGGAUGACUGAAGAGCACCUUGGGAAAAGAAGUUGUAAAAGAAUUUUUGAAUUAGUUGACUCCAGUCCUCGUCAGGGAAUUAUACCAAAUAAAAAAAGUCGCUUCGAGUAUGAGCGUAAUGAUGAAACGACAGAUCGUUAUGCAGAUCAAAGGACAGGCCUGACGGCGGAAGUCCAGGACCUUAAGCUGGUGGCAUGCAGGGACCAGCGAGAUGACUGUGUGGAUACAGAGAGUGCGGGCGGUCCUUUUACUGAUGAACACCAAACCCCAGAAAAAUCGUCUGUCCCAAUGACAGGAAAACACCUUAUGUGUGAGCUGGAUGACGAUUGUGACAAGAAUAGUAAGAAGGACUACUUAAGUUCUAGUUUCCUAUGUUCUGAUGGUGAUAGAACUCCUAAAAGUAUUCACAUGGACUCUGAUUCAUCUUUUCCUGGAAUUUCCGUCAUGGAAAGUCCGUUAGGAGGGCAGUCUUUAGAUCCAGAUAAAAACAUCAGAGAAUCCUCUUUGGAAGAAUCAAAUAUUGAAGACCUCCUUCCUGUAUCACCCAGCUGCCAAGAAAGUACCUUGCCAAAAGGUGUUGAGUGUCCUACCAUCCAAGACAGCAGCCAAAAAAUGUUGGCUCCUUCUUCAGAGGCCUUAAAGCCAUUAACCUCUAAGAGAAAUGCUGUGGCAUUUCGGAGUUUUAACAGUCACAUUAAUGCUUCCAGUAGCUCCGAACCUUCUAAGAUGAGCGUCGCUUCUUUAGAUGCGAUGGAUACUUCGUGUGCCUGUAGUGGGUCAUAUCCCAUGGCUAUCACCCCUACUCAGAAAGAAAGAUCCUACAUGCCAUAUCAGACCCCAAAUCAGGUCAAAUCAGAAACUCCAUACCGAACUCCAAAGAGUGUGAGAAGAGGGGCAGCCCCAGUGGACGACGGUCGAAUCCUGGGAACGCCGGACUACCUCGCGCCCGAGCUGCUGUUAGCCAGGGCCCAUGGUCCUGCAGUAGACUGGUGGGCCCUUGGAGUUUGCUUGUUUGAAUUUCUAACAGGAAUUCCCCCUUUCAAUGAUGAAACACCACAGCAAGUAUUCCAGAAUAUUCUGAAAAGAGAUAUCCCUUGGCCUGAAGGUGAAGAAAAGUUAUCUGAUAAUGCUCAAAGUGCUGUGGGCAUACUCUUAACCAUUGAUGAUACAAAGAGAGCAGGAAUGAAAGAGCUGAAACAUCAUCCUCUCUUCAGUGGUGUGGAUUGGGAAAAUCUACAGCAUCAAAAAAUGCCAUUCAUACCCCAACCAGAUGACGAGACAGAUACAUCUUAUUUUGAAGCCAGGAAUAAUGCUCAGCACCUGACUGUAUCUGGAUUUAGCCUUUAG